GGAGAAAAAUCAGGAUCUCAUUACAAGAGCAACUCAGCGCUUUAGAAGACUGUCAGCAUGGAAAGCCAGGGGAUUUUACGCAGUUCCCUUUAAAACGGCACGGCGAGGUUGGAAAAGCCCACCAGAGUCUGGGCAUGGAGAGUGCAAUCACGUUGUGGCAGUUCCUGUUGCAGUUGCUUCUCGACCAGAAACACGAACACCUGAUUUGCUGGACGUCCAACGAUGGUGAAUUCAAGCUACUUAAGGCAGAAGAAGUGGCUAAGCUGUGGGGACUACGAAAAAAUAAGACUAACAUGAAUUACGACAAACUGAGCAGAGCACUGAGAUACUACUAUGACAAGAAUAUCAUCAAGAAGGUUAUCGGGCAAAAGUUUGUGUACAAGUUCGUCUCAUUCCCUGAGAUUUUAAAGAUGGAUCCUCAUGCUGUGGAAAUCAGCAGAGAGAGCCUUUUGCUGCAGGACAGCGACUGCAAGAUACCUCUGGAGAGCAGAGAACACCACAAGCAUAAUUUGUCGGCCCUGAAAAGCACGAGCCGCAAUGAAUAUAUCCAUUCAGGCCUGUACUCAUCUUUCACCAUCAACUCCCUGCAAAAUCAGGCAGAUUCUCUCAAGCCAAUCAAAACAGAAAAGCUGGAGGAGAAACUGGAAGGGACCACUCCUCUGGAAGAAGUCCGAACUGUUAUAAGAUUUGUGACAAACAAAACAGACAAGCAAGUGAUGAGGCCCAUAGUGUCAUUGCCAUCAACAUCCGAAGCAGCGGCUGCUUCUGCUUUUCUAGCAUCUUCCGUCUCUGCCAAAAUCUCAUCUUUAAUGUUGCCCAAUGCAGCCAGCAUUUCUUCAGCUUCACCCUCUUCCUCCCGGUCACCGUCUCUGUCACCUCAUUCCCCCCUUCCCUCAGAACACAGAAGCCUCUUUCUGGAGUCCAGUUGCCAGGACUCUGAUUCUCUUGAGCCACUGAACCUCUCUUCAGGAUCCAAGACAAAAUCUCCUUCUCUUCCCCCAAAGGCUAAGAAACCCAAAGGUUUGGAGAUCUCAGCACCUCCGAUGGUUCUUUCAAGCACUGACCUUGGCUCCAUUGCCCUCAAUAGCCCCGCACUUCCUUCAGGAUCUUUGACUCCAGCUUUCUUUACUGCCCAGACCCCAAAUGGAUUGCUGCUGACCCCAAGUCCACUGCUGUCCAGCAUUCACUUCUGGAGCAGCCUCAGUCCUGUCGCUCCUUUGAGUCCUGCCAGGCUGCAAGGACCAAAUACCUUGUUUCAGUUUCCAACUCUGCUAAAUGGUCACAUCCCAGUGCCAAUUCCCAGCUUGGAUGGGGCCUCUUCGCCAGUGCUUCUUUCUCCAAAUGCUCAUAAAUCCUGAUGUCUCAGCAAUCAAAGGACUCGCUAACAAACUGGAUUUAAC
Gekko japonicus is the source of this 1400-nucleotide messenger RNA. It is a transcript of the gene ELK3, whose product is annotated as ELK3, ETS-domain protein (SRF accessory protein 2). Lineage: Eukaryota; Metazoa; Chordata; Lepidosauria; Squamata; Gekkonidae. Gene Ontology annotation, cellular component: nucleus. The record is from RefSeq and is a predicted model, not a curated record. The coding region runs from base 135 to 1358 and encodes 407 amino acids. The transcript has 5 exons. Gene Ontology annotation, molecular function: DNA-binding transcription factor activity, RNA polymerase II-specific; sequence-specific DNA binding. Gene Ontology annotation, biological process: cell differentiation; regulation of transcription by RNA polymerase II.